GGGUGGAGGGUAUUGGGUUUUGCUCUCUCUUCUGGUUCUCAUCGCUGCUAUCUGCUUCUACGAGGAGUGCUCCGAGGAAGGGGAACUGCCCAGGAUGGCCGCCGACAUGGAGACGAUGAGAGAGGAAUACAGGAAGCUGAACCGUUCCUGCUUCAUCCUCGGGGCGUCCGGGGAGACGGGGAAGGAGCUGCUGAAAGAGAUCGUCCAGAGCCGUCUGUUCAGCAAGGUCACUCUGAUUGGACGCCGCAAGUUGAAUUACGAGGACGAGGCGUACAAGGACCUGGUCCAGGAGGUGGUGGAUUUUGAGAAGCUGGAUGAGUACGCUUCGGCCUUCCAGGGGCACGACGUGGGGUUCUGCUGUCUGGGGACCACGAAAGCCAAAUCCGGAGAGGUGAGCGGAGAGGGACGGCUCCGCGUGGACCACGACUAUGUCUUGAAUUCGGCGCAGCUGGCCAAGUCGGGGGGCUGCAAACACUUCAAUCUGGAAUCUUCCAAGGGAGCCAACAAGAAGAGCGGCUUCCUCUACCUCCGUGUGAAGGGGGAAGUUGAAGCUGAAAUAGAAGAUUUGGGAUUUGAACGAUAUUCGAUCUUCAGACCGGCCGUGCUCCUUGUUGACCGGGAAGAGUCGCGCCCAGCCGAGUGGUUCGCGAGGAAGAUGUUGGUCCCCAUAGCCUACAUGUUCCCUACCGCCUACAGUACUCCCAUCACCACCCUGGUGAAAGCCAUGCUGAAUAACGCCGCGGUGCCGAGUGACAAGAAGGUGGAGCUGCUGGAAAACAAAGCCAUCCAUAACCUGGGCAAACUGGGCGAAGGCAAGAGCUAAAGGGCGCCAGCAAGGGAUUGUGGGUAGCUGUGCCGCCUUCACCCACCCCGAG
Molecule: messenger RNA, 875 nt
Organism: Nanorana parkeri
Lineage: Eukaryota; Metazoa; Chordata; Amphibia; Anura; Dicroglossidae
Gene: HTATIP2
Product: HIV-1 Tat interactive protein 2
Exons: 6
Coding region: 95-823 (242 amino acids)
Biological process (GO): import into nucleus
Cellular component (GO): cytoplasm
Source: RefSeq, a predicted model, not a curated record